Messenger RNA from Esox lucius (northern pike), 2233 nucleotides. RefSeq names its product transmembrane protein 158. NCBI's taxonomy places the organism in Eukaryota, Metazoa, Chordata, Actinopteri, Esociformes, Esocidae. The transcript has a single exon. Bases 1069 to 1764 code for a protein of 231 amino acids. The record is from RefSeq and is a predicted model, not a curated record.
UCGAUAUACAGGGUUAGAGUGUGGCUGAGUCCGGGAACACAGGACCUGAUGUCAGGGUUUGAAUAUCCGUUCAAUAUCGAAUAUCGAAUAUCAAACCAACUUUAUCUUGGUGUUAUUUCUGCUUGUUUGGAAAAUGUCAAUUCGUCUGCAUGUGUAUUUAACCUGUAGUUUUCCCCUUUAACCCUUCCUCUUCUAGCGAGACCUUUCUGUAAUAAGGUGAAGUUGACAGCUGAUCCUGGGGAAACUCAUCCUAGGUACAAGGAAAACGUCACCCUCGAGCAGAAAUCAGUGGGGAGUGGCUCGGCUCGAAAUGGUCGCUGUUGGUUAUCAUGUAGUGCUAGUCUGUGGAAUUUGCGCUUCGCUGUCCGAUGUAAUGGUGCUGAAUAGUCAAUCACCGCUUGCAUGAUCGGAUUAUUAACUCUUUUGGUAUCACAAAUCCUCGGCAGUGUCUUAUUGAAGGAACUGAGUUGGUCAAAUUUAAAAUGAAGGAUUGAUGCGUUUUGCCAGAAGUUAUCCAUCCAGGAUUACACAGGGAUAGAGUAAGACGCGAUAAAUGCAAUGCUUUUGUGCACAUCUGCAACCAACCAUUUCCCUAGAGCCGCACGCGUUGUGGAAAGAUGUGCGCAGGUUGCUGUCUAUGUGGCCAGAGGGCUAUCCCUUCUUUCUUUCCUCAGAACCCUGAGAGAGUGAGAGAGCGCAGUAUGGUCCUCGCAGCACACUGCUACCUCAUCACGCAGUAGCAAUUUGGCACGAAAACACCCAGUCAGCAACGUAUCUUCGGUGUCUUUUUAAACAGAAAUAUAUGUUUUCAUCGUCCUUUCAACGUCUUAUUCUCAUAGGGCAAUUACUUUGGGACCCAAAUCAAGUGAGGGGUGGCGCGCACGGUUCGUCAGACGCGCAGCUGACAUUACAAACCGUACACUUGGGCAACGAAAGAUGCACACAAUGGAUGUUUGUGUAAGCGCUGGAGACGACAUUUGCAAUCUUUUUUGAACGAUAGACAAGCCUCGUCACUUGCCUUGCAUCCCAACGGAACAUCAUGCGAGUAGGAGAGACUCACUCAAUGCCAUGCUGAGCAUCUCCCCGACUUUUCUGCUGGCGCUGACCACGGUAGCCGGACUACUCCACCGGUGCCACUGCUGGAGCGACGAGGAUCUCCUUCUACCUCCCAUCAACUCCACUAACAGAUUCCUGGCCAACUUGGAAGUGGACGUGCGCUACUCGAAACGAUCCGUAGAGGAGAGUGAAACCUCCUCAUCCGACACUUUGUUGCAGUCAGUGCCACAGUGCAACGUCAGCGUGCAGAGACUGUUUCCCACCUCGCUUGUGGCUCGUUGGGACAGCAAUUUAGGUUUCCAUUGCGAUCUCUUUAUCUAUACCGCAAAUAAUCAUGGAAGGGCGUUUUUUUCUGCUGCUAUCAACAGAGCCAUCUCACCUGUUGUCAUCGAACACCUUGGAGUCACCGGCGGCCAGCAGGAGUUUAAACUGUGUGUUGGAUGUGGCAUGUCACGGUAUCGACGAUUCGGCAGAUCGAAAGCACAGAAUACGGGAGAUCCCAUCAAUUUCUGCUGUGUUGACUUUAGCCUUGACGAACUAAACAGGGACAAAAGUUGGAGAUUGAACCGUAAACCUAUCGAGUCAACUCUAGUAGCCUGUUUCAUGACUCUAGUGAUCAUAGUGUGGAGUGUUGCUGCCCUCAUAUGGCCGGUGCCUAUCAUUGCAGGAUUUCUGCCCAACGGUAUGGAACAGAGACGGCCGAGAUAGAGGAUGACACAAUUAUGGAGAUAAGAUCCGAAUCCAUUUGUCUAAAAAAUACUGUAGAUUACGAUCUACUCGUAUACAAUUAUGAUUACAUUUAUCUAUUUUUGUUUUCGGAUGAAAGAACGCAUUUCGUUUUUUUGGUCUAGGCUAUUUCCUAUUUAUACUGUAGGCCUUCGGUAGACUGUAAUGAGACCAAUAGCCUCUAUAUUUUAAAACGUAGGCUGUUUUUGUAUAUCUAGAAUAUGUAUUGACUAUAGAAUAGGUCCCAUGUUGAGGUUACUACGAUUGUUUCACUACGUAUGUAAACAGUGUUUGUAUGGUUUUUAACCUUUCUUGGAUUGUUGCCUAUAUAGGCCUGGCUAUUUGUAGUUAUUCUGAAGAGAUAAAGUUUGAGCAAAAAGUAUAAUUUAACUAAAAAGUGUGCUGUAAUAAAUGAGUAGAUUUUGUCCAGAAUAAAUUCAUAAAUGUCAUA